UUGACGUAGCGCCUGCCAUCCGCCAUGUCCAAGGACAUCUUCCCCGUCUUCCCCACACGAAUGGCCCUCACGUCGAUGAAGAUCCGCCUCAAGUCGGCAGAGAAGGGCCACUCGCUGCUGAAGAAGAAGGCUGACGCGCUGACGCUCCGCUUCCGGUCGGUGGCCACCGAGAUCAAGGCAUACAAGCAGGCGCUCGGCGAGAUGAUGUCCGACUCGGCCAUGUCCAUCACAAAAGCCCGUUACGUGGCGGGCGACUUUGCCUAUCUCGUCACCGAAAACGUCGGCUCGGCAAGCAUGAAGAUCCGCACAGAGCUGGAGAACGUGGCCGGCGUCAAGAUCCCUGUCUUUGACGCCUACGAGGACUCGGGCUCGUCCGACGCCCUCGAGCUGACCGGCCUCGGCAAGGGCGGCGCCCAGAUUCGCCAGUGCAAGAGCAAGUUUGCCGACGCGCUGCAGUCGCUCGUCAAGCUCGCCUCACUUCAGACCUCCUUCAUCACCCUCGACGAGGCCAUCAAGCUCACGAACCGCCGCGUCAACGCCAUCGAGCACGUCGUCAUUCCCAAGAUCGAGAACACCAUCUCGUACAUCAUCACAGAGCUCGACGAGGGCGAACGCGAGGAGUUCUUCCGCCUCAAGAAGAUCCAGGAGAAGAAGGCCGACGCCCUCGAGUCCAAGAACGCUGCCAUGGCCGAGCGCCGCGAGCUGCUUGGCCUUGACGACGACGGCGCCGGCCCGUCGCUCCUCGACGACGACGACGAGGACCUCAUUGUGUAGCUUUCUCGGUAAAUGCUGCCUCUAGCUCA
Thecamonas trahens ATCC 50062 is the source of this 803-nucleotide messenger RNA. Its product is annotated as V-type ATPase, D subunit. Gene Ontology annotation, molecular function: proton-transporting ATPase activity, rotational mechanism. Gene Ontology annotation, cellular component: proton-transporting V-type ATPase complex; vacuolar membrane. Bases 25 to 774 code for a protein of 249 amino acids. The record is from RefSeq and is a predicted model, not a curated record. Lineage: Eukaryota; Apusomonadida; Apusomonadidae. The transcript is spliced from 2 exons.